Astyanax mexicanus (Mexican tetra) is the source of this 2278-nucleotide messenger RNA. RefSeq lists its product as uncharacterized. The record is from RefSeq and is a predicted model, not a curated record. The coding region runs from base 246 to 1499 and encodes 417 amino acids. The transcript is spliced from 2 exons. Lineage: Eukaryota; Metazoa; Chordata; Actinopteri; Characiformes; Acestrorhamphidae.
GAAUCUUUUUCAUUGAAAAAAAAAAUAUAAUUAUAAUUAGGUGUAAUGCCUGGCAGGGAAACUAAACCCUAGUGUGCUUUAUCAACCACUGCUGUCCAGCAAGUUUGAAUUUGGCUGAAUCAAGUGUAUAAAAUUGGGGUAAUUUGAAAAGAGAAAACAGUGUAGAAUUUUCUGGACCAGAACUACAGAACCCAGAUUUACACACGUCUUUCAUUUUGCAGGGUUGCUGAUUCGUCAAUUGAACUAUGAUGUCAACUACAACAUUUGAAGAAAAUUCUGAUUUUCAAGACAGUGAAGAAAACCUACGAGAUCUGGCACAACAUGCAAGCAUCCUUUCAGAAAAUAAGCCCAACCCUGAGGACUUACUCAGCAUUAGCUCUGAACAUCCUUCUCCAGUGAAGGAUGUUCAGCCUACUAGCGACACCAAAGACACUAAAGUGAUGGAACUUAUUACCGGUCAGUCUUUGAUCAAGUCUGGGAUCUUGGCCCAUCUACAGCUUGCAUCACCUCUCGAGUCUGUAACAGAAUUGGUGGAGGUAGAAGAGGCAUGUGACUUACAAAUUUCAGAAGAACCAAUUGCAACCAAAGAGAUCUUUCCAACCACAACCGUAUGUUACAUGUCAUUAACCACAGAGGGACUGGGACAUGCCUUGGAAGGGGCAGCCAUCUUUGGAAAAGUCAUGGAGUCAAACACUCAACCUGAUUUAGGACAUCCAGAGAGCCCAAUGACAGAAGCUUGUAGCUCCGUCCAUGAAAUUCCAGUUGGGUCGUGGCUUCAAGAAGAUUCCUCGAAGAUUUCAGUCAUCGAAUGUCAACAGGUGGACCAGUGCCCUCCUGCUGUGGGUGGUUUUCAGAAGGAAGCAGCAUGGCACCAGUUGACAACUUCUUGUGCUAAUUCUGGAGUUUUAGAGGUGACCAAACAUUCCUCUGUCCCACCUCUUGAAGACCUUAUUACCCCCCAAGAAGUACAAAUGUGUCACCAAACUUGUGUAAAAGGUGAAGAUACGGUUGGUGAUGAAUUAAGGUUUGACAGAAAGCCAAACUCAGAGAGGUUUCGAGGUCACAUCCGUGAAAAGGAAGACACUGCAACCAAUGUGGCUAACCAGACGCUAAUUGAAGUUCUCACAGCGUGUGAAGCUAAAGUGGAGCAGUAUGAACAGCUCAGAUCAUCUUCCUUUGACCUGUCUGCUCAGCUGCGUUCUGCCCAGCUUAUGGCUGAUAGUCUGCAUCAGAGAAUGCUCAGCCUUGAGCACGAACACAGUCUGAAAGACAAGAAACUACAGGAGCUAACAACUAUUCUGGAGAAGACCAGUGAAACACUGCAAGCAAGGAACUGGGAAAUGGCUACAAUCACUAAUGAGCUCCAGCAGCUUCACUUACAGGUGGAGGCACAGAAGAAUGUGCCCGAUGCUGCCAGAACAAUAACAGCUAACGGACUCGCCACUCCUGACCCACAACUACAGCUGAGCAGGAGCUCUAAAAUAUGUACACUGUUGUGAUAAUAACAGUUGAUAAUGAUGAUGGUUUUUCACUGAAAUAAAACAUUCAGCCCUGAAUGAAGGGCCUGGUUCUGAUAUUCUGCACUGGUAAAAUCUACCGACUACAGUGGAUUAGAUCACCACAGUCAGGUAUUUAAUUAUAAGUACUGAACAUUGAACAUGUGAUAUUGUGUGUAUAUUUAUAUUGUAUGUAUCUACACAUUACCACUUUGAAAUAAAGCAGUACAUAUUUGACGAAAGUCUAAACUUUUAGCUUUAAUUUAAGGAAUUUAGUAUUUACACGUACUAUAAAGCAUUGUCCUGUCAAUUUUGCAGCAUUUAAUCCAAUCUGCCCACAUUAAAAAUCAGCAGUCAUAUCAUCCACAGUGACCCAGGCCAGCUGUAAUACUACCUUAACUUAGACAGAAAAACACAUAAACUUGUUUAACCCUUUCAGACCCUGCGUCUAUUACAAUAUACAUCAUGUAUUUUCUUUUUUUUUUGUUUUGUUGAACAUAACAGUAAUUGAGAUCUGUUUUUAAUCACAAUAGACUAUAAACAAGCCAAAGAAAAAGUUCAUACGCCAAUAAAUAAAAAUCUUUGCCCCGCCCACUGCACUGAAAAAAAAAACCCACUAGAUCCAAAUGGACAAUUUAAAAGAGUUAUUUUUUACUAAUAGUACGUAUUUAAGAACACUUUAAUUAAAACAUGUUUAUUUUAGUGUUUAGGGAUAGCUUGUGAACUUAUUUUGGUUAAUUGGAUUUAGUGUAUAUAUAGAUUGUAUGUUAUAAUAUUUUAGU